Zygotorulaspora mrakii is the source of this 2925-nucleotide messenger RNA. It is a transcript of the gene PHM7, whose product is annotated as Phm7p. The record is from RefSeq and is a predicted model, not a curated record. The transcript has a single exon. Gene Ontology annotation, cellular component: plasma membrane. Gene Ontology annotation, molecular function: calcium-activated cation channel activity. Bases 1 to 2925 code for a protein of 974 amino acids. NCBI's taxonomy places the organism in Eukaryota, Fungi, Ascomycota, Saccharomycetes, Saccharomycetales, Saccharomycetaceae.
AUGUCCGAUAGCUCUGGUUCUUCGUCCGCAUCUUCCACAUCGGCGUUCGUCUCCUCGCUGAUAUUCAAUGGUAUCAUAGCAGGUAUUUUUAUAAGUCUCUUUAUGGCUUUUAGACCCAAAAACACAAGGGUGUAUGAGCCAAGAACGCUCCCAGACGUGCAAACGGUCACGGAGGAGGAACGACUGCAAAGUGCGCCGCAGGGUAUGGCUUGGAUUCCGUAUCUGAUCUACAAGCCGCAUUCGUAUCUGAUGCAGCAUGCCUCGCUGGAUGGUUAUUUUUUUCUAAGGUACGUGGGCUUGGUCGCUUCGCUAUCUGUCUUCACUUGUUUUCUGCUAUUCCCGAUUUUGUUGCCAGUCAAUGCUACAAACGGGAAUAACUAUCCAGGCUUCGACCUACUUUCGUUCGCCAACGUUACCAAUCAUAACAGGUUCUACGCGCACGUCUUUCUGUCAUGGCUAUUCUUCGGCCUACUCAUCUAUGUCAUCUACAAAGAGCUGUACUACUACGUGAUGGUCAGACACGCGGUCCAGACUAGUCCGCUUUAUGACAGUAUGCUAUCGUCAAGGACUGUGAUUGUCACAGAGUUGAGCGGUUCGUCUGCGCAACCUGGUGAAAUGGAAAUGAGGUUCCCCAAGGCAAGCAACAUCCUGUUUGCUCACAACCAAUCUGAAUUAAUCGAUUUGGUGAAGGACCGGUCGAAGAGCAGUAUGAAACUUGAAAACGCGAUCAACAAAGUCAUCAAGAAAUCUGUCAAGAUGAGAAUCAAGGCUGAAAAAAAAGAUACGCUAAACGAGCUCUAUAACGGUGGUACCAAACCAGAAGACGAUCUGGAAACAUAUAUCCCUCACGGCAAAAGACCCACACACAGAUUGGGAAAAUACAAAUUACCAUUCUUGGGCACCAAAGUUGACACCCUUGAUUAUUCUCGUGAGCAUAUUAGUGAGCUAAACGAAAAGAUUCAUGAACAACAGAACGAUUGGAAUUCAAGGGAUACUUUGCCGGUGUGCUUCUUGGAAUUUGAUACUCAAUUGGAAGCUCAAAGAUGUUUUCAGUCAUUGGAAUCUAUAAUGGGUUCAAAGUCGUUUGGGAAACGCAUGAUUGGUGUCGCACCAGAUGAUGUUAACUGGGAAAACGUUAAUUUCACGAAGAACAAAAGACGUGCAUUAAAAACGGCGGCUAAUACUUUUUUGACUCUACUAAUUAUAUUUUGGGCUAUUCCAGUUGCUGUUGUUGGUUGUAUCUCUAAUGUUACGUUUCUAGAAGACAACGUUUUUUUUUUAAAUUUCCUCAGAAAUGUUCCUCGCGUCAUAUUGGGCCUGAUUACCGGUAUCGUUCCGUCACUGGCUCUGUCAAUUUUGAUGUCAUUGGUACCGGUUUUCAUAAAGAAAGCUGGUACACUCAGUGGAUCAAUUUCUUCACAGGAAACUGAGUCGUAUUGUCAAGCAUGGUACUAUGCAUUUCAGGUUGUUCAAGUUUUCUUAAUUACUACCGCAACUUCAUCAGCCUCUUCAACAGUAGUUGCAAUUAUCAAUGAUCCAAGUUCCGCAAUGGUUUUAUUAGCUCAAAACCUCCCUAAAGCUUCCAAUUUUUAUAUUUCAUACUUUUUGGUUCAAGGUUUACUUAUCCCUACAGGUGCUUUAUUUCAAGUGGCCAAUUUGAUCUUAAGCAAAGUAUUAGGCAGAGUAUUAGAUUCAACUCCAAGGCAAAAAUGGAAUCGUUACAAUACAUUAUCGAAACCAAGUUGGGGCGUUAUUUAUCCCGUUAUUGAAAUUUUGGUUUGCAUAUGGGUUUGUUACGCCAUCAUUGCUCCCUUAGUUUUAAUUUUCAGCUCAAUGGCAUUAUGUUUCAUGUAUUUGGCUUAUCUUUACAACAUCAACUUUGUUAUGGGAUUUUCAUUCGAUUCAAGAGGAAGAAAUUACCCAAGGGCUCUGUUCCAAAUCUUUGUUGGCAUUUACUUGAGUGAGGUAUGCUUGUUAGGUCUGUUCAUUAUGGGCAAGGCAUGGGGUCCAUUGGUGCUUGAAGCUAUCAUCAUUCCGUUAACAGUACUUGCACAUUUAUAUUUCAAACGCAGAUUUAUUCCAUUAUUUGAUGCUGUCCCCUUGAGUGCCCUACGUUUGGCAAGAGGCGCAAAAGGUUUAGAAUAUCCUCAUAAAGAUCAAGGUUUAAAAGAGAUCGCAGAAGUAUCCAAAGAAGCUAAGAAAGCUUUCGAUGAUAAUGAAACUGGUGGUGUUCUACGUCCGGCAACCUCGGCAGAAUUAAAGAAAGCUCAUUUAAUUAAUGAUGUGGAUACAGUCUCAGAAAAACCUGCAAAGUCUUACAGUGAAAAUAGAAGAUCAAGUACAGAUUCAGACGGUGCUGACACAAAAAGAGGUUCUGCAAUUGUCAAAAAGACUACUUUGACGAGCGGUUCGGAUUCUGUCCAGGGGAAAUCUACUUUUGCCCCAGAUGUUAAAAAUCUACCAAGAGAACACAUUGGCGAGAAUGUACUUCAUGUCGGUGCUAUCGAAGAGAAUGCAGAUGCUGGAAAAGUUUAUGCUGAUCCACGGGCUAUCGUAACAACUCCACAGUCGUUCCCAUCUAACAUCAACAAGUCUGAACAUUUCAAACAAAGAGUGAUAAACUUCUUCUCACCCUCCAUGAAUUAUCCUUUUGGAACCGUGAGAACAAGAUUACCCUUGGUUUACAAUACAGUUGUCGAAUAUGACGACGAAUUUACUGAAACCGCUUACACAGACCCAUCAGUCAGCGAAAAAGAUCCAAAGAUUUGGAUAUGUCACGAUGAAUUAGGUCUGUCCAAGCAACAGAUACAGGAGGCGUCUGCUAAGAAUAUCGAUGUCAUUGAUGACUUCACAAAAUUUGAUGAAAAGGGUAAUUGUGAAUUCUUAUUUAAUCCUCCUGAUUACGAAUUGCCUGCUAAGAAAUAA